Pediculus humanus corporis (human body louse) is the source of this 1974-nucleotide messenger RNA. Its product is annotated as Peroxidase precursor, putative. Gene Ontology annotation, molecular function: peroxidase activity; heme binding. The record is from RefSeq and is a predicted model, not a curated record. The coding region runs from base 1 to 1974 and encodes 657 amino acids. The transcript has 9 exons. Gene Ontology annotation, biological process: response to oxidative stress. NCBI's taxonomy places the organism in Eukaryota, Metazoa, Arthropoda, Insecta, Psocodea, Pediculidae.
AUGUCAAAUCAGGAGGUAGUAACAACAAACAAUUUUUUUUUUAUUAAAUUUGCUUGCGUGACGUUUUUGUUUGUUCGUCAACCCAAUUAUUUAAUUAUUAUUUUUUUUUUUUUUUUAGAUGUAGAAACGAUCGUCCGUAAAGACGAUGAUAAUAAUAAUAAUAUCGUUAAAAAAAAUAUCAAACUCACUGAUCACGAUUUAAAUGUCGCUGUUAAAGUUGGUGAAGAAAUAAUAUCAAAGUGGCACAGACUUGAAAAUAAUCUUGUCGGUUCUGGAAUUCAAGUACGUGAAAACACACCGAGUCACGGUCAAUUAAUUUAUUCGUAUCCAUCAAGAGAAGCUUUAGACUUUGGUGUUAACGAACCGAGAAGAAGCGUUAAUAGAAAACCUUUACCAUCACCAAGGAUCGUGAGUAACGUUUUAAUACCAUCGAUUGAUAAGCAAGAAAAAAUGAUAACGUUGGCGUUUGUUCAAUGGACUCAAUUCAUAGGAAAUGAUUUAUUUCACACACCGUGUAAUAAAAUGAUUCAUACGGAAAGACCAAUUGAAUGCUGUCAUUACAACGGUAAAAAUUUAAGUCCGAGAUUUUUACAUCCAAUAUGUCGUCCAAUAACGAUCCCAUACGACGAUCCAGAUUAUUCCGAAGAAAGAACAGUUUGUAUGAAUUACGUUCGUUCUUUAACUAGUUUAAAUGAAAAAUGUAAUUUUGGACCCGCUGAUCAGAUGAAUCAAGCCACGCACUUUUUAGACGGGUCGAUGAUUUACGGGUCGACGUCGGAAAAUGUUAUUUCGUUACGUACGAUGAAAAAUGGAAAAUUAGCAACUACGAAUAUAAAUGGCGUAGAAUUAUUACCCGUAUCUGAUACGCCAGAAGAUAAUUGUCAGUUAAAUGAAGAAAAAAUUUGUUUCAAAUCAGGGGAUUCGAGAGUUAACAUGCAUCCACAUCAUACUGCCAUGUAUACGAUAUGGGUUCGAGAACAUAAUAGAAUAGCCGAAUAUUUAUCGAAAAUUAAUCCGAAUUGGGAUGACGAUAAGAUUUUCGAAGAAACUCGAAAAAUCGUUAUUGCACAAAUACAACACAUCACGUACAAACAUUGGAUCCCACAAAUAUUCGGACAGGAAAUAACACAUAAAAAUAAUUUAUUUGUUAAAACAAAAGGAUUUAGUAACGUUUAUUCUGAAAAUAUCGAUCCGUCGAUUCGUAACGGUUUUGCCGUGGCAGGUUUUGCAUUUGUUAAUUCAAUGCUUAAAAGUCAAUUAAGGUUGUACGAUAAAAACGGUUUUCAUAACGAUUCUUUACUUUUAAAAGAUUAUUUUAAUAAACCGUACCUUCUUCAAAAUCCAAAAAUAUUCGAACAACUUUUAAGAGGGAUGAGUUAUGAAAAAUCGGAAAAACUCGAUGAUUCAUUCGUCAAAGACGUCACGAAUUUUCUUUUCAAGGGAUCCAAUAGAAUGGGUCACGAUAUUAUGAGUUUGGAUAUCCAGAGAGAAAGAGAUCAUGGAAUACCUGGAUAUAAUUCAUUUAGAAAAUUUUGCAACAUGUCUUCGGAUGAUAAAUUUGAUACCUUUUUGGAUUCCAUUCCGCCAAACAAUUUAAAUAAACUAAAAUCCAUUUACGAACAUCCGGAUGAUGUCGAUUUGAUUGCGGGAGCCAUUUCUGAAAUUCCAAAAUACGGUUCGCGAUUGGGUCCAGUUUUUCAAUGCAUAAUAAAAGAACAAUUUAAAAAUACAAGAGAGGGCGACAUUUAUUUCUACGACAUCGGUGGAAAACCUCAUUCGUUUAAAGAAGGGCAAUUAAAUGAAAUAAAAAAGGCAACACUGUCGAGAAUAUUUUGCGACAAUGUAAAAGAAAUAAAAAAAAUUCAAUUGGAUAUAUUUAAUGUUCCGUCAGUGAAAAAUCCAUUGUUUGAUUGCGAUGAUCCAACAUCUCCCAUACAAAGACUCAACCUUAACCUCUGGAGAUCAAAAGUUUAA